AUGAAGCUUAUCACGUUUGGCCUUGCUGCGCUCCUCAUAGCCGUGACCUCAGCUACAAUCCAGCCCAGUCGUCGCGCCUCGAACCCGCCUGCUGCCCGCGUUCUCCUCGGCAGUGUAGAGCAUAUCUAUGUCGCCGAUUUCUUCCCAAGCAUCAACAUGUGGUUUAUAACCUUAAUGAAGAAGGUUCCCGGCACCCCCUCAUGGAUGACUUUCAUGCCACCAAACAGACUCUAUGCCGCUGACGCGUCCUCGACUACCCUCCGUGUUUUCGACCUGGACCUCCAAAACAAUACGCUUGAGCUAAAGAGAGAGAGUCAAGCUAGUUCUGGCGUUGUGCACCUCCAGUUUAAUGCCGACAAGACCCGUCUUAUUGGCUCUGCCUAUGGCGCCGGCACUAUCGACGUCUGGGAUAUUGAGGGCGGCAACCUGGAUCUACUAAAGACUAUAAGAUCUCCGGGCAAGUUAGGCCCGAAUGCGGAACGUCAAAGCGCUCCUCAUCCCCACCAGGCAACCUUUGAUCCAACAGGCAGUUUUUUAGUUGUCAAUGACCUUGGAACUGAUUCGAUUAUUAUCAUUGACGGACGGGAUGACAGGUAUGAGAUUAUCGAUAAUAUAUACGCUAAACCCAGCGGCUGUGGCCCUCGCCAUGGCGUCUUUUAUCCUCAGGGCUCAGCCAAAGCUACUCACUAUAUUAUUAUCUGCGAACUUAGUAACCAAGUCCUUGUCUACUCGGUGACUUACGACACCGACCGUCUCUCUCUUCAACAAGUCCAGGACAUCCCGGCGUUCGGUCCAAAAUUCCCUCCGAAAGAUGAUCUUACUACAGCUUCAAGCGCUAUUAUCCUUUCCCCUGACAACAAGGACCUUUAUAUCUCAAACCGAUUGACGGGAAUGCGGAUUGACACCGUGACACAGUUCAGGCUCUGUCAGUCGAACUGUAGCUUCCCUCAGUUAACCUACGCCCGUACAACUUCUACUGGCGGUAUUGUCCCCCGAAUGAUAAGCUUCAGUCAGGAUGGGGAAUAUAUCUUCGCUGGAAAUCAGAAUGAGGGCUUUGGCCUGGUUGCCCUAAGACGGGAUAAGGAUGGCACCCUUCAGAACAGGAGGGUUGCUCAGAUUCGUGCCUCUAUUUUUGGCGAGAAAGGUUCAGGACCCCAGUUUGUUAAACAAAUUGCCUGA
Molecule: messenger RNA, 1179 nt
Organism: Fusarium keratoplasticum
Lineage: Eukaryota; Fungi; Ascomycota; Sordariomycetes; Hypocreales; Nectriaceae
Exons: 1
Coding region: 1-1179 (392 amino acids)
Molecular function (GO): protein binding; 6-phosphogluconolactonase activity
Source: RefSeq, a predicted model, not a curated record